AGUCUUCCGUCUCCCGACCGUUCCGUCUCGACCGGCCCGUUGUCGCCGCCGCAGUUCGCGUCAUAUACCUGCACGAUAUUAUUAUAAUAAUAUAUAUCAUAACAAUACGAUAUACAGCGGUAACGGUAUAGACAGGUGUAUAACACCAAUAACAUAAUAUUGCUACCGCGUUUACUUCCGUCCACCGCGCCGCAGUGAUGCUGCACGGCCGMGCCGGACUUCCCAGCGCCGCCCUGCAGAGACGACGGUAGAACCACUGCACCGAAGACCGCGACCAUUAUUUGCGCAUAUUAUUAUAAUAGGUGGUGCCUACACCCUUUAUAAUAUUAUCUAAUAUAGAUAGGUAAUAGCUCCAUACCUGAAAUUGCAUGUAGGGACGACGAAGACACGACAACGACAAUCGUACGUUAUAAUAUGUGGCGGCUACUGUUCGUGGGAACGUUGCUGCAGUCGACCGGAACCGUCGUCCAGUGCAGGAACAUCAAUCUGAUAUUACCCAGCGUACCGGACGUCCUGCACCCUCCGAUACCGUCCUCCCAAGCCGGAUAUAAUAUAGGAGGAGAUGAUGUGGACGGUCUUCAGUCUGAGGAGGAUAUCGACCCGGAGGUAAGACCAGGCCUGUUUCAAGGGGACAUGGCGAUGAACAACGAGAUUUUCGAUUAUUGGCGGGUCGGCCUACGAUGGGACAUUUUCCCAGAGAAACUCUGGCUCAACCGCACCGUGCCAUAUUUGAUAAGCCCACUCUACGAAACAGAGCACCGGAUUCUGAUAUACCAAGCUAUCAGGACGAUAAACUUUCUGACUUGCGUCAAAUUCGUGCCGUGGACCGGCAAAGAAAAGGACUAUUUGCUGAUAUGGCCGGUGAAAUAUCCUUCUGGGUGUUGGUCAUACGUGGGCCGUUACGGGGGACCUCAAGUUGUGUCCCUGCAGCCACCGGAUGAAACUGGAGCCAAUUGCUUAGGUACCGACGGACGACCUAUUCACGAAUUAUUACACGCUCUAGGCGUUUUCCACGAGCAAUCCAGAUCUGACCGUGAUAAAUUUGUUAAGAUUAAUAUCGAAAACGUCAUACCCCAAUAUCGUUCGAAUUUUGACAAACAGAGUUUGAAAAACACUACUUAUCAGUUUGAAUACGAUUAUGACAGUGUCAUGCACUAUGGCAAAAACUUUUUCAGUGUUGGCAAAGGAAAACAAACCAUUGUUCCGAAGAUGGAAGGUAAAACUAUCGGUCAGAGAAAAAUGAUGAGCAAAACAGACUGCUUGAAAAUAAAUGAUUUGUAUGGAUGUCUUGGAACUCCGCCAAAUUAUAAUUAUAAAUACUAUACAUUAUGUAAUUAUAUGGGUCUUUAAUUGGCAAUUGUAUUUAAUAACUAGACA
Diuraphis noxia (Russian wheat aphid) is the source of this 1377-nucleotide messenger RNA. RefSeq names its product hatching enzyme 1.2-like. Gene Ontology annotation, biological process: proteolysis. NCBI's taxonomy places the organism in Eukaryota, Metazoa, Arthropoda, Insecta, Hemiptera, Aphididae. Gene Ontology annotation, molecular function: metalloendopeptidase activity; zinc ion binding. The record is from RefSeq and is a predicted model, not a curated record.